UCAAGCUAUAUCGAUAGACUUGUUAAAUCCGGCGAUAUACGCACGAUUGAAGAAUGUGAAGAGACAUCGAGCGAGCGAGUUCUUUGUCCAUUGUUUUCUUUUUCCUUCUAUCUUUUGUACAAUAAUUUAAUAAUAAUUCAAUGUAGAAAGGCAUGAGAAGCGAGUCGCACUGCGCUAUUCUACGAUUGAAGCCAGUUCGUGUCGUGUUUUGUUCCGCCGCGAUUAAAAACAGACACGUCGGCAGCAAUUAUGUCGACGAACGACACGUCAAUAAGUAUCCUGACGCUCAAUUGCUGGGGUAUACCGUAUGUUUCGAGAAACAGAAACCCACGGAUGGCCGCUAUCGCGGACAAGUGUGCCAGUAGGGAAUACGACGUGAUAUGUCUGCAAGAAGUUUGGUCCGUCAAUGAUUUCAAGGCGAUCAGAGCAAAAGCGCAGGAAGUACUUCCCUAUUCACAUUACUUCUACAGCGGCGUCGUAGGAUCUGGAAUAUGCGUCCUGUCGCGGUAUCCCAUUUGCGACGUUAUGUUCCACAGGUGGCCGUUGAACGGUUACGUUCACAAAAUCCACCAUGGCGACUGGUUCGGUGGCAAAGGUGUCGGCCUAUGUAAAAUCAAAGUUCGCAGUAUGAAUAUUAAUAUUUAUAUCGCACACUUGCACGCGGAGUAUAAUCGGGAGAAUGACGAGUACAUGGCUCACAGAGUGCUGCAGGCAUUCGAUACUGCUCAAUUCGUGAGGAUGACGAGCGGAGGCGCGGACGCUGUGAUACUCGCCGGCGAUCUUAAUACUGAGCCGCAAGACUUAGCGUACAGGAUCAUAUGUGGCGUCGCCGGCUUGACGGACGCGUGUCCGAACAGCGCGAGUCACAUAGGGACCAACGAAUGUGCCAACAACAGUUACACCAGCUCAAAGCUUGCUCGCAGGCGGCCGGAGGGCAAGCGCAUAGAUCAUGUCCUGUACUUGGGUUCGAAAACCGUUAGGGUGGAAAUCGCAAAUUUCCAGCAUCCCUUGCCAAAUCGCGUGCCGUACAAAGAUUUUAGCUACUCGGACCACGAGGGUGUUAUGGCCACGCUCAAAUUCACCAACGGUGAACACGACACAAACAGUCCAAAUGUUACGGAUUCCUUGAAGGAGGCGAUCGAGAUUUGCGAGAACGCGCUAAGGAGCGUACAACGCCAGCGUUUCUGGUAUCUCUUGUCAGGCUGUAUACUGUCGAUUCCGUUACUUUGGUCCAUCGGAUUGAAUUGUCUGAACACGUCUCUGGGCAUCGACAUCGGUUUGAAUAUAGCACGUAUCUUUCUGACUGCGAUACUAUGUUAUACCCUGUUUAUGAGUUCGAUAUGGAACAGCGUGGAGAAGAACGCUCUGAAAGCGGGCUGCUUGACCAUAGAAAUUUAUAUGACGCAACUGAACAACGAUCUGCGCGGAAACAAACCUUCCAAAGUUUCGUUUCCGCACCAAACAACUUGCGCGAAAUAAUAUUGUCAAUAUCAGGAUCGAUUGAGCUCAGACAAUAAUUUUUCUUUUUUUUUUUAAGAAAAGUUAUGUUACGUGUUCGUUGAUGUGGAACGUUGUGCAAUCUAUGUGCGUAUCCAGCUUUUGUUUCCGCUAAACACCAACCUUGCGCGAAAUAAUAUCGCAUUGUAAGAUCGAUCGAGCUCAGACAAUAAUUGCAUUUAAUUUUUUUUUAAGAAAAGUCAUGUUACGUGUUCUUUCAUGUGGAAUGUUGUGCAAUCUGUGUGCGUAUCCAGCUUUUAAGACUUUGAGAAGAAAUGAUGUCUUGUUUUCUUGCUUUUGUAACUUCCCUUCGAUGUUACGCGACUUCUGUGAAAUGAAUCUUAAAAUUUAUGUUGCGAAACCACACACCCGUGUUCCUUACGUUUCGACGGGAGAUCGCAAUGACUUUAGACGCAUCUUGAGCAUUUACAUAUGCUACAAGUGUCGAUGGACACUCACGUAGCAGUACGACUGAAUAAUAAACUACACAUAUCAUUCCGUAACAAGACAACGGCACUGUGGUAACCUAUCCUGAUGCAGUAUUCAUGCUUCCACGUAGGCAAACUGAAUCGAAACUGAAUUUUGUUCGAUCAAGUCUUCAGUCUUUCACGCGCUGUCGCGUCACGUUUUUUUUUUACUGCGAAUUCCGCUUUGUACUGCUACAUUGAGGCUAAGAUAAAAAAUACCGAAAUGAGCACCCACUAUUUAAUAGACUUGCGAAAUUUUCUAUACUUCUACAUACUUAACAUGUAUAUAUAUCGUAUUAUAUAUAUAUAUAUUUUAUUAUAAUACAAUAGUA
Ooceraea biroi (clonal raider ant) is the source of this 2296-nucleotide messenger RNA. It is a transcript of the gene nSMase, whose product is annotated as neutral sphingomyelinase. Gene Ontology annotation, molecular function: sphingomyelin phosphodiesterase activity. Lineage: Eukaryota; Metazoa; Arthropoda; Insecta; Hymenoptera; Formicidae. The record is from RefSeq and is a predicted model, not a curated record.